Tripterygium wilfordii is the source of this 758-nucleotide messenger RNA. Its product is annotated as casbene synthase, chloroplastic-like. Lineage: Eukaryota; Viridiplantae; Streptophyta; Magnoliopsida; Celastrales; Celastraceae. The coding region runs from base 57 to 434 and encodes 125 amino acids. The record is from RefSeq and is a predicted model, not a curated record. The transcript is spliced from 2 exons. Gene Ontology annotation, molecular function: terpene synthase activity.
AACACACAACUUUACAAGAUCUACAACUCCAUCCAUCGUUUCCUAAACUCAAACUAAUGGAAGCAAUUAUCGAGCAGGAGACCAUUCGCCCGUUGGGGUAUUAUCCAGAAACAGUGUGGGUUUAUGAAGACUUUGCUUCCUUCAGCGCAAAUGAUUCAGCAUUCGAGUCAUACACAGAACAAGUAGAUGAGCUGAAAAUGCAAGUGAAAGAUAUGCUGAUUAACCUUACGACUGAUCCAGUGGAGAAAUUGAAAUUGAUCGAUGCACUAUGUCGCUUGGGUGUAUCAUACCAAGUCAAGAGUGAGAUUGAAGACCAAAUGAAUCUAAUUUUCAAUCUUCAACUUAACCUUGAUGAUCGUGACUACGAUCUAUACACCGUGGCACUUGUACUUCGAGUAUUUAGACAACAUGGGUUCAAAAUGUCGUUUGGUUAGUAAACAAAACUUUGCUUUCGUGAAACACAAUUUCGCAACAAGAUCCCCUAAAGUUUGAUUAGUUUUAAAAAAAUUAAUACAUUUGAUUAUGAUGUGUAGAGGUGUUUAACAAAUUCAAAAGCGAUGACGGUAACUUCAAAGAGAGCCUAACUAAUGAUGUCAAUGGGAUUCUAAGCCUUUAUGAAGCUGCCCAUUUGAGCCUUCAUGGUGAAGAUAUUUUAGACCAAGCCCUUGCUUACACAAGAGCAAAACUUGACUUGUUGGCUAGCCAAUGUGAGCCUUAUCUUGCUAAACAUAUAGCCCUUGCAUUGCAACAUCCCUUUU